This is a messenger RNA of Drosophila guanche, 3705 nucleotides long. RefSeq names its product probable E3 ubiquitin-protein ligase HERC4 (gene Herc4). Gene Ontology annotation, molecular function: ubiquitin protein ligase activity. The coding region runs from base 352 to 3489 and encodes 1045 amino acids. Gene Ontology annotation, biological process: protein ubiquitination; ubiquitin-dependent protein catabolic process. The record is from RefSeq and is a predicted model, not a curated record. The transcript has 10 exons. Lineage: Eukaryota; Metazoa; Arthropoda; Insecta; Diptera; Drosophilidae.
AAAUGCCAAACCAACAACAACACACAAAAACAAUAUAAAUUUCGGUUAACAAAAGGCAAACAGAAGCAAGAAACAGAACCCACACAUCACUCCACACACGGCAUGAACCUCCUGCGUAGGCGUGUUGAGUGCAGCAGCAACGAAAGAACAGAACACAACGAAACGAAAGAAAUGUCCAUUGCUACAUUUAGGGGCGCAUUCUCGAAAAUUCUAAACACUGCGACACAGGGACAGGCAACCAGAUAAAGAGCGCAGCGCCAUGGCCCUAUAUUGCUGGGGCGACACCUCGCACGGCCAAUUGGGACUCGGAGGCAUCGAGGAUGAUCAGAUCCUUGUACCCAGCAAGAUACCAUGGAUGCCAGAUUCGGCGGUGGAGCAGAUUGCGUGCGGUCAUCGCCACACGCUUUUCCUCACUGCCAAUGGGAAGGUGUACGCCUGCGGAAGCAACGAUCACUACCAGCUGGGGCACGAGCUGCCCACCAAAAGGCCACGUAUGUCGCCAUUUCGCAGCAAAUGACUACCAUUCCCCUUUGUCCUUUCCGCUCUCUUGCAGUGCUGAUACCAGAGCUGCAGGACUUUGUUGUCGUACAGAUUGCCUGUGGCAGUCGCCAUUCCAUGGCCCUCACAGACUGGGGCCAGAUCCUGAGCUGGGGCGACAACGAUUGCGGACAGCUGGGCCAUGCCACCCAUAAGGAGAUCAUUGAGCUGCCAAAGGUCUUGCGCUAUCUCGUGUCCAAAACGGUGGUGCAGAUUGCAUGCGGCAACAAUCACAGUCUGGCACUCACGAGCUGUGGCGAACUCUACUCCUGGGGCUCCAACAUCUACGGACAGCUGGGCGUUCAGUCUCCAAAGGAGCUGGCGCACUGCAAUUACCCGUUAAAGCUCACGACUGUCCUGGGCAUCCCACUGGCCACAAUAGCCUGUGGCGGCAACCAUUCGUUCCUCAUCUCCAAGUCCAGUGCGGUGUUCGGCUGGGGCAAGAACACUUCCGGCCAGUUGGGGCUCAACGAUGAGGAGAAUCGUGCAUAUCCCACACAGCUAAAGACAAUGCGCACGCUGGGUGUGAGAUACGUAGCCUGUGGGGACGAGUAUUCCGUGUUCCUCACCAACGAGGGUGGAGUCUUCACCUGCGGCGCUGGCAACUACGGACAGCUGGGGCAUGGCUUUAAGUCCAACGAGAUGAUACCUCGCAUGGUCAUGGAACUGAUGGGCAGCACCAUCACUCAGGUGGCCUGCGGCAAUCGCCACACCCUCGCGUUGGUACCGUCCCGUGGCCGGGUGUAUGGCUUUGGUUUGGGCAGCUCCGGGCAGCUGGGAACGCGAGGCACUAAAAGCCUGACGUUGCCACAGGUGGUCAUCGGUCCCUGGGUCUCGCCCAGUGGCUCCGCUUUGCUACAAUCGAGCGAAGGAGCCAAGGAAUCGGUUGUCAUUCAGCAUAUCUUCUCCGGCGGAGAUCAAUCGAUUGUAACAACCACUCUCUAUGUUAACAAGGUGCCACCGGAGGAUCUGCGCAGCUACAAACCCAAAUCUCAGAUUCUUGCACUGACGGCAGAGGCCACACAGCAGUGUGCGCAUUUCAAGCAGAGCGACCAAAGCGAUUUGGAUCUGCUGCAGUCCAUGGAGCUGAUCUUCAAGAGUCAGGCGUGCCUGAAUGGUUCGUUUUUGCUGCCAAACGAGAAGCAUUUUGGCUGCUCUGUGCGUAAUUAUGGACUGGAUCUGACUGCGGCCGAAGUGGCAUUCGAUCAUCUACGAAAUGUGCAGAAUGAGAGCAUUAAGCAGGUGAUCUUGGAUAAUGUAACAAAAGAGUUGAUUGGUUCGCUGGUAGCCUCCCCGGCGGAUGUGGAGACCCUGCGCGUGUAUCUGCUGCUGCCGCUGUAUCACGAAUUCAUGAACUCCAAGCACUACCAGACGCUGCAGGUGCCACUGGCCAGUGCCAUACUCAAUUUGACGGAGAACCCAAGCAAGGUGCUACACAAAUGGUUGGCCCAAACGCCAGUGGAUUAUUUCGAGCGUGUCGUCAACAUAUUUCUGCAUGUGGUGGUGCACAUAAUUAGCUUCACAAUGAAACUGCUGCCCAUCAAUCCAACGGUGGAGGGUCCACAAAGGUUGAUGCCAUACAAUGCCGAUUUGGAUGUCAUUCUAAAGGUAAUGAAAGAACUCUUCCUCAUCAACAAUUCGAGAAAGGAGCGCGUCAGUUAUCAGAUCUUCUAUUGGCCCGAACUUGACUGGUAUGCGAACGUCAAGCAUGAGUUUAUUAGAUGGAUAAUGAGCAGCCCGAGCGAGUUCAGCAUUUGUAAUUUUCCAUUCCUAUUCGAUACGUCGGCCAAGACAUCGAUGCUGCAGGCGGAUCAAGUGGUCCAAAUGCAUUUAGCAAUGGCCAAUGCGGCCAACAAUCAUGCAUGUUUCAAUCUUCUCUACCACGGCAUGCCCAUCUCCCAGUAUAUUGUGUUAAAUGUGACGAGGGAGAACCUCGUUCAGGACUCCAUUCGAGAGCUGCAGCAUUACUCGCAGAUUGAUCUAAAGAAGCCGCUGAAGAUCAAGUUCCAGGACGAGGAGGCCGAGGAUGCUGGCGGCGUGCGCAAGGAGUUCUUCAUGCUGCUGCUCAAGGAUCUACUGGAUCCUAAGUACGGCAUGUUCAAGGAGUUCGAGGAGUCGCGCGUGUUGUGGUUCGCAGACAUCACAUUUGAAACGGAGAACAUGUACUACCUCAUUGGUGUCCUCUGUGGCCUGGCCAUCUACAAUUUCACCAUCAUCAAUCUCCCCUUUCCCCUUGCGCUCUACAAGAAGCUGCUGAACAAACCCGUGGAUCUGAGUGAUCUGCGGCAGCUGUCGCCCACGGAGGCCAACUCCAUGCAGGCGCUGCUCGACUAUGAUGGCGACGACUUCACAGAGGUCUUUGAUCUGCAUUUCGAGGUAACACGCGAUGUCUUCGGGGAGACGCAGAACUUAAGCCUGAAGCCAAAUGGCCAAGAGAUUGCCGUCACGCUGGAGAACAGACAGGAGUUUGUGGAUCUCUAUGUGGAUUUUGUGAUCAACAAGUCAUCGGAGGUGCACUACAAUGCCUUCCACAAGGGCUUCAUGAAGGUGUGUUCGGGGCGUGUCAUAACCCUAUUCCAGCCGGAGGAACUGAUGGCAGUGGUCGUGGGCAAUGAGGAGUAUGACUGGCAGGCCCUAGAGGAUAAUUGCGAAUACAAACACGGUUACUCUUCCGGCGAUGAGACAAUCAAAUGGUUCUGGGAGGUGAUUCAUGAUCUAUCUGAAGCGGAAAAGAGAAGUUUCCUUCUCUAUUUAACUGGCAGUGAUCGUAUACCCAUUCAGGGUAUGAAGGCCUUGGGGUUCACUAUACAACCUACCACCGAUGAACGUUUCCUGCCAGUGGCCCACACGUGCUUCAAUCUGUUGGAUUUGCCACGCUACAAGACCAAGGAGCGCCUUAAAUACAAACUACUGCAGGCCAUACAGCAAACGCAGGGAUUUAGUCUGGUCUGACCUGAUCCUCCAUGAAAUUAAUGAAAUUUUGGCACAGGUACAGGAAACACCCACACACCACACACCACACACAUUUAUCAGAGAUCAUAUCAACUAAAGUAAUGUUGUGUUUUAUGGCUUUAAAUCGUAGGCUAGCUAUCAAUCAAUACCACAACUGUUUUAGAAAUUAUGAGAAAAGUGAACAAAUAAAUCGGUGAAUAGUGUAUAUUUUAAAAA